Molecule: messenger RNA, 2740 nt
Organism: Seriola dumerili (greater amberjack)
Lineage: Eukaryota; Metazoa; Chordata; Actinopteri; Carangiformes; Carangidae
Gene: rint1
Product: RAD50 interactor 1
Exons: 15
Coding region: 10-2394 (794 amino acids)
Biological process (GO): retrograde vesicle-mediated transport, Golgi to endoplasmic reticulum; regulation of ER to Golgi vesicle-mediated transport; endoplasmic reticulum to Golgi vesicle-mediated transport
Cellular component (GO): Dsl1/NZR complex
Source: RefSeq, a predicted model, not a curated record
GGGGGAAAGAUGGCGGCGCUCACAGCAGCAGAGCAAACUAUGAACAAACUGACUGACACUUUUUCAGACCCCGCUUACAGCCAACAUGGCGAACCCGUGUCAGCAGAUUCGGGGACACUGCAGGACUUUGUGGUGGAUUUUUUGGAGAGAGAAGUCGGCAACGACCUGAAAUCACUGAAGAAUGUCGGAAACCUGCUGAAGAAGCUGAGAGAGGAAAACAGCGUCCUGGAGGAACAGGUUCUUACUGUCUCCAGCUCUGUGCCUCCUAAAGUCUCUGAAGCUCUGUCUGCUGCUGAAGAGGCCAGAUGUUCCCUGGAGGACCUGCAGCAGAAGGAGAGACUCAUUUCCAACACACUGCACCAGCACCUACAGGGAGCCCAGCCUUGGAUGGACAAUCUUGGCCAGACGCUUAACCAAGUCGACACCAUAGAGAGACACAUGAAAUACCUACGCUGCCUUCAACAUAUAGAGGAACUCAGUGCUGCAGUCCAGCAGUGUCUGAUGACCAGCAGUGUUUGGGAGGCCAUCAGGGCAGUAGACAGCAUGGCUGCACUGGAUGCUGGACUCAACCAAUCUGGAUGCUCUCACCUCCAGGACUUCCUCCGAGAAACACUUCACUUCUGGCACAAGAUUAUCAAAGACCGACUGUCCAGUGAUUUUGAGAAAGUUUUGACUCAGCUUCACUGGCCGAUCAUCUCCCCUCCAACUCAGUCACUGACACCCACUGCCAACGGUCAGGAGAUCAACAGUCAGCUGGAGCUGCUCGUCACUCAGCUACUCGCCCUGCAGACCUCUGAUGACCUCAUAUCUCAGAGGGCUUUGGCCUCCGGUCACGGUGCACCCUCUGCCCAGCCUGCGUCGUCAGCCACACCUCCGUCUCAGGCUCCUCCCCUCUGUCUGCCCAUCCAGAUCAUGCUGCUGCCGCUCAGCAGGAGAUUCAGAUACCACUUCUACGGGAAUCGACAGACCAACUCCCUCAGCAAGCCGGAGUGGUACCUCACACAGGUUCUGAUGUGGAUGGGGAACAGCUCCACCUUCAUGGAGGAAAAGAUCCAGCCUAUUCUGGACCGAGCCGGGGCCGCCAUCAGUGCCAGGGUGGAGCUGUGUCGAGGCCUGUUGUGUCUGGUCCAGGACAAAGUGGCCAGCGAUGCCUCCAGACUGCUGUAUGAUGAUGUGCUCUUCUGUCACUUGGUGGAGGAGGUGCUGCAGUUUGAGAAGGAGCUGCGCAGCAACCAGAACUACCCAGUGGUGCUGCCCGGGCUGCUCCACCUCCUGCUGGACGACGCAGUCCUCCAGAAGUGGCUUACUGUGGAGAGGAAGAUGGCAGUGGAGAAGAUGGACGCCAUGCUGUCGGCUGAGGGAGCGUGGAGCUCUCAGUACAAAGACAUCAGUGACAUGGAUGAGCUGAAGGCUCCUGAUUGUGCUGAGACCUUCAUGACUCUGCUGCAGGUCAUCACUGAGCGGUACCGGGGCCUGCCCUGUCCUUCAGCACAACUGAAGUUCCUGGGGCUACAGAGAGAACUCGUGGAUGAUUUCCGCAUCCGACUCACCCAGGUGAUGAAGGAGGAGUCUCGCUGUCCACUCGGAGCCCGUUAUUGUGCCAUCCUUAAUGCUGUCAACUACAUUUCCACCAUUCUGGGAGACUGGGGAGACAAUGUGUUCUUCCUACAGCUGCAGCAGGCGGCCGUUUCCCUCGGUGAGGAGACGGUGCUGGGAGAUCUCGGGGUGAUGGAGGUGGGUCGCCUGGCUUCUCUGGAGGGCUCUCUGUUCGAAGGUCUGCUGGCUCUGCUGGAUCGACUGAAGGGAGACAUGAUGGGAAGACUGCUGGAAUGGACCAUGAGAGAAAUCACAGAGAAAGCCAGACCAUACGGCCAAGACAGGUGGUUAUCUCUACCAUCCCAGCAUGACCAGUCCACCAUGUCCCUGUCCAGUUCAGCAUGUCCCAUGAUGCUGUGUGUGAGGGACAGACUGUUGAACCUUCAUCAGGUCCUGAGUCUUUCUCUGUUCCAGCUGGCCUGGCAGGGCCUGGCAGAGAGACUUGACAACUUCCUCUACCAGGAUGUGGUCCUGUCCAAUCAUUUCAGUGACGGCGGAGCGGCUCAGCUUCAGUUCGACAUGACCAGAAACCUGUUUCCUCUGUUUGGUCACUACUGCAAAAGACCUGAGAACUUCUUUAAGCAUGUUAAGGAGGCGUGCAUCAUCUUGUGCCUGAAUGUGGGCUCUGCUAUUCUGCUAAGGGAUCUCCUUAAAGACUCAGAGGAGGAGACGAGAGAUAUGGGAGGUAUAGAGGACCCUCCACCCGAGUCUGCAUUGAAUGAGUUGGGGGUUUACUGCUUGGCACCCUGUGAUGUGCAGAUUCUCCUCAAGCUCAGAGCCUCCUGGCCUGGACAGUGACAUUUUCCCCCAGCAGUGUUUGAUGCUGGUGAGUGUGCAUCAGAUUGAGUGCUGGUUGAAUUUUUUUGAAUACAUUUUUAUCAGCAGCUUUAAUCUUUAUAAACAAGACAGGUAAUAUCUUUAAGUUAUAUACAAUAAGUUAUGGCUGUUCAGAUAGUGCUCAAGUUGAUACUACUGAAUAGUCACCGUAUGUCUUUAAUGUGUUGCACUUAUUUUUGAGGGACCUACUUACCUGUCACCUCAGUUGGCUAAAGUAUACCACAACAGUAUAUAACAGUAUAUAAGUACAUAUAACAAUUGUCCUCUGUCUGGUAGAUUAUGUAAUAAACAAUUCUCUCAUCUUCAA